Messenger RNA from Durusdinium trenchii, 885 nucleotides. The record is from the annotation of a GenBank genome assembly. NCBI's taxonomy places the organism in Eukaryota, Dinophyceae, Suessiales, Symbiodiniaceae.
AUGCUUUGCAAAGCCAUCCUUGCUAUGGCCAUCAACUUGCAUGCCCUUGCACACACUGAUGGUGACGAAAACGGUUUGCUCCAGCUGCAGAACAAAUCGACGACCUCAAUUGUCGUGGUUUCUGGGUGCAUGAGUAACCCUGAAGACAGUUACUCGGAAGACAUUUGCACGAUUGCCAAGAAGAACUUCAAGACAUACUGCGACUAUCACGGCUAUAAGCUGGUGUUCUACACCCAGUUGCCUCCUGGAUCUGAAGAUCGAGCGCCGCACUGGUCGAAGAUCUUAGCCGUUCGAAACAUUCUUGAGUUCGAGCGCGUGGAUUAUGUUUUUUGGAUGGACAGCGAUUCGCUCUUCGUGAACUACAGCACCAGCUUGAAACACUACUUGCCCCGAGGAAACAGCUACAUGACCUUUAGUGGAGGCGACCUUUGCUUCCUUAAUUCCGGACACAUCAUGUUCAAGAAUGACAAGUGGACGCUGGACUUUUUGAAGGAAGUUUGGAAGACGUAUCCUUCUCCAGAACCGUGGCAAGAUCAAUCGGCCAUGAUCUACGUCAUGCAUAAGUUUUCUGCCAGCCCAGAGGCAAAGGAGAAGGCCACAAAAUGCCGUGACUACAUGGCCAUGAAUAAUGAGGAUCCAGAGGGCUGCUGCAAUUCGAAGCUAGUGACUGGAGUGGACAUUCGCCCGCACACGGAGCUGAAUGCCCUGAACUUUGACAGAGAAGGGCUUUCCAUUGUCCACUAUGCGGGGAGAUCCCCUGAAGACAAGGCCAGACAGAUGGCAGAGACCGCAGGCAAGCUGGUUGAUUUAAGGAUCGGGAGUUUGGUGGAGGUGGAGGGCUCGGCCAAGACGGCCAAGUUGCACGCGUCAGCUUUGCAAGAUUGA